This is a messenger RNA of Rhea pennata, 735 nucleotides long. RefSeq lists its product as uncharacterized. The record is from RefSeq and is a predicted model, not a curated record. Gene Ontology annotation, cellular component: blood microparticle. Gene Ontology annotation, biological process: immunoglobulin mediated immune response. NCBI's taxonomy places the organism in Eukaryota, Metazoa, Chordata, Aves, Rheiformes, Rheidae. Gene Ontology annotation, molecular function: antigen binding.
AUGGUGAAGCGCCCUUUCACCGCAGAUGCGGCUGAGAGUGGACUGAUAGUGCAGCUGAGCGAGGCUGGAGGGGGCCUCCAGCCGCCCGGCGGGAGCCUCUGCCUCUCCUGCAAGGCCUCCGGGUUCACCUUCAGCAGCGUCGGCAUGGACUGGGUCCGGCAGGCGCCCGGGAUGGGGCAGAGCAGGCUGGAACCUUUAACCGGUGGUAGCAGUCCAGGGUACGUGGAUGCAGUGCAAGGGCGCUUCACCAUCUCCUGGGACAACGCGCAGAGCACGCUCUACCUGCAGAUGAACAGCCUCAAGGUCGAGGACACCGGCACCUACUACUGCGCAAAAGCAGCUGCUGGUGCUUGGGGAGAGGCGGAGGCUCCCGCCGGGCGGCUGGAGGCCCCCUCCGGCCUCGCUCAGCUGCGCGUCCGCCCGCAGCCCUGGGCGCAGCCCCACCCCGCCGUGCCCGGCCCCACGGUUUCUCCUCGUGACAGGGGUCAUUGCUGCACCUUCAGCAGCUUCAGCAUGUUCUGGUUCCGGCAGGCGCCCGGCAAGGGGCUCGAGUUUGUCGCGGGUAUUUACAGCAGUGGUAGUAGCACAUACUACGCGUCUGCGGUGAAAGGGCGCUUCACCAUCUCCCGGGACAACGCGCAGAGCACGCUCUACCUGCAGAUGAACAGCCUCAAGGUCGAGGACACCGGCACCUACUACUGCGCAAAAGCAGCUGCUGGUGCUUGGGGUGGUUGA